CACACACACACACGGUUAGCGUCCAAAUGUACUAGUGGUUCCGCUUGGCUUCUCAAAUCUGCAGACGAUCACUAGUUGCCGAGGAAGACGAGAGGUGGAGAAAUGUAUCCGGCCUCAGCUUCCUCCAUUUUCAUUUCACCUCCAUCAGUCAACUUGCAAAGAAGACCUGCAUUGCCUUCCAUCAAAUCUUUCCCGUCCAAAAAUUCUUCGAAAUCAUUUCCUUUCCAUCACUCUCCUCCGAAAACCCUAAGAUGCUUCUCUCGGAAACAAGCCACGGAAGAAUUCGAAAGGCUCUUCUCGAAUUUGAACCAAGCAACGAUGAAAAGAGAGCCAGGCAGCAUAACCAGCGCCAUCUUUCUGGUGGCUGGAACCACGGUAGGCGCGGGUAUACUAGCAAUCCCUGCGGUUACACAAGAAGCUGGCUUUCUGGCCUCCGCAAUAACAUGCAUCCUUUGUUGGAUUUAUAUGGUGGUGACAGGAUUAUUGAUUGCUGAGGUAAAUCUGAACACAAUGUGCGAGCUUGGCUCUGGAGGUGUAUCACUGAUGAACUUUAUCUCAGUUGCAAUCUGGACUCUUUCAUGUGAAGUUAAUAUGAGAAAUUAUGAAUGGAGGAAGAAUGGGGACUGGUCAUACUUAUUUAUACACUACGCGCUCCUUGUUGCAUAUAUAGCCCGAUCUUCAGAUAUCUUGACAAAUUCCUUUGGCAUUCCUUUAUGGGAGAGUGCUACAUUGUUUUCGUUGAUUUUUGGUGGCAUAUGCUACUACGGAAGUCAGAGGGUACUUGGAGCAAUUAAUGGAGUUUUGGUGUUCGGCAUCGUCAUUUCCUUUACAGCACUCGUGGGAGUGGCAAGUGGAGACCUGCAAUGGAGUUCUCUUCUUCAGGCUAAUUUUGAGGCCGUUCCGCAAAGUGUACCUAUAAUUGCUCUGUCAUUUGUCUACCAGAAUGUAGUUCCAGUUCUUUGCACAAACCUUGAGGGAAACCUAUCAAAAGUCAGGACUGCUAUUGUCUUCGGGACAGCUGUUCCUCUUGCUUUGUUCCUUAUCUGGGAUGCUGUAUUACUUGGUACUCUUCCAAAUUUCGAGAUGAACGCUGAAAAUAUCACCGACCCGCUCGAGCAGCUUCGAUCGAAUAAUGGGAUAGUUGGGCCAAUCGUGGAGGUGUUCUCAUUUCUUGCCAUAGGAACAUCAUAUAUUGGAUUUGUUCUGGGACUCACAGACUUCAUUGCUGACUUGCUGAAGCUACCAGCAGGACAGAACAAGCUUCUGCCAUACUUGCUGACUUUGGUGCCACCUUUCAUCUUAGCAUUGCUUGAUCCAGAAAUAUUUUUCAAAGCCUUGGACCUCGCAGGGACUUAUGGAGUUCUUGUGCUAUUUGGUGUUCUUCCUGGUGCCAUGUCUUGGUCAGAGAGGUACUCCUCUUCUUCAUCUACAUCUCUGGUUCCUCCAUUGGUUCCUGGAGGUAAAGUCACACUCACCAUUGUCAUGGGUGUUGCCUUCAUCAUUAUUUUUUCAGAAUUAAUUGAGAAUUUUGUGCGUCUUUAACAAUAAUGCUGUCAAAUAUUUAUGCAAAACUGUUUGAAAAUAUAUAAACUCCAUUUAAAUGCUUUUGUUUAUAAUCCCUUAGUUUUCUUUACUAGUAGCUUGUUCAAUAAAUGUAUAUGUUAUGAGGGGAACAAUUAUUGUAAGUUGUGA
Molecule: messenger RNA, 1692 nt
Organism: Phalaenopsis equestris
Lineage: Eukaryota; Viridiplantae; Streptophyta; Magnoliopsida; Asparagales; Orchidaceae
Product: tyrosine-specific transport protein-like
Exons: 14
Coding region: 103-1542 (479 amino acids)
Biological process (GO): amino acid transmembrane transport
Source: RefSeq, a predicted model, not a curated record